This is a messenger RNA of Dromaius novaehollandiae (emu), 4910 nucleotides long. It is a transcript of the gene ERN2, whose product is annotated as endoplasmic reticulum to nucleus signaling 2. The record is from RefSeq and is a predicted model, not a curated record. Gene Ontology annotation, biological process: mRNA processing; IRE1-mediated unfolded protein response; protein phosphorylation. Lineage: Eukaryota; Metazoa; Chordata; Aves; Casuariiformes; Dromaiidae. Bases 275 to 3115 code for a protein of 946 amino acids. Gene Ontology annotation, cellular component: IRE1-TRAF2-ASK1 complex. The transcript has 22 exons. Gene Ontology annotation, molecular function: protein serine/threonine kinase activity; ATP binding; RNA endonuclease activity.
AAGGAGCCCGCGGGGGAGCCGCUCGUGUCACCUCUUAGGCACCCAGCAGCUGGUCCCCGGGCGGUGGGAGAGGGCAGAGGCAGGUAGUGCGACCUGUGACGCCAAGGAACGAGGGACUGCGGCCGACUCGGAGUGUUGUGGCGGUGCUGCUUGCUGCGAGCACAGCAAACGACGCCGGUGCUCCUCGCCACUGAUUCAUGAAAUACAGCAGCUUUGGACAGCAGCUGGCAGAUGUGGUUCUUCCGUUGUCCCGUGUCAGUGAAGCUGAAGGAACAUGCAGAUGCAUUACUCUGCUCUGUUGAGAAACCCAUGUCUCAGUGGCAGUGCUGUGACUGUCCCAGAAACACUGCUCUUCGUCUCCACUCUUGAUGGAAACCUUCAUGCUGUGAGUAAGAGUACGGGUGACAUCAAGUGGACCCUGAAGGAUGAUCCUAUUCUGCAGGUGCCAGUUUAUGUUGCAGAACCGGCGUUUCUUCCGGACCCCAAUGAUGGCAGCCUGUACAUCCUGGGAGGAAAAAACAAAGAAGGCCUGAUGAAGCUGCCGUUCACCAUCCCAGAGCUGGUCCAGUCCUCGCCGUGUCGCAGUUCGGACGGUGUCCUCUACACAGGGAAGAAGCUGGACACCUGGUUCAUCGUGGACCCCAAGUCAGGAGAGAAGCAGACCACUCUCUCAACAGAGGCCUGGGACGGCCUGUGCCCUUCAAGUCCCCUGCUCUACAUCGGCCGGACCCAGUACGUCAUCACCAUGUACGACACCAAGUCGCGGGAGCUGCGCUGGAACGCUACCUACUCGGGUUACUCAGCCCCGCUCUGCGAGGAGUCGUACCGCUACAAAAUGGCACACUUUGCCUCAAGCGGAGAUGGCCUGGUGGUGACGUUGGACAAGGAAAGCGGGGAGGUCCUGUGGGCGCAGAACUAUGGCUCUCCCGUCGUGGGCAUCUACGUGUGGCAUCAAGACAGCCUCCGCCGCGUCCCCCACCUCAACGUGGCCAUGGAGACGCUGCGCUACCUGACCUUCCACUCUCAGGACAUCCGCCUCAUCAAGUGGAACUACCAGUCAAUGAAGGACUUCACCGCCACCAAGACCCAGCUGCUGCCAACGCUCUAUGUGGGGAAGUAUGCAGCCAGCUUCUACGCCUUGACCUCCCUGGUCCAUGACAGUGUGGCUCUGGUGCCGCGGGGGAUCACGCUGGCUAGGAUUGAUGGCCCGACUACGGAUGAUGUGACGAUGAGAGAGUCCGGCGAGUGUGAGAUCACACCCAGCACAGAUGUCAAGUACCCCCAGGGCAGCAUCACUUCACUCCACAACCAGUGGCUCCUAAUAGGGCACCAUGAGCUGCCUCCUGUGGUCCACACGACAAUGCUAAGAGCCUUUCCAGAGAACCUGAGGAAGACAACAGAAACCAUAAUUCCCAAGAGUUCUGCCAGGGCUGUGUUUGAUGACUAUCUGACCACAAGCAGCGUGGAAGACCCGGCUAUGAGGAGCAACGACAGGCAGUUUCAGUCGGAUUCCACCCAGGGAGAGCAAGUGGACGUCUACCCAGAGUCCAGCAGCUGGGACAUCAUGAUGGCAGGAGUCUGCGCAGUCCUGCUGGGUGGGGGGAUCCUGUUCCUCGUUCUGACGAAACUGCAAAAGCAACACGAGGCACAGCAACAGCAGCUGGAGAAGCAAAUUCAGCUCUUACAGCAGCAACAGGAGAUGCUGUUCCCAGGUCGGGUCUCUGGAGAGAGUGUCCCUGCAGACCCCGAGGAGCUGGCUGUGACCCAGGGAAGUGCUUCACAGCUGUCACAGGGCUCUGGCCCAUCCUCCUACCUGAAGGACCUGCUUAAUGGGGUGGUCAGCCAGGGUCCAGCUGUCCGGGGGGCUGCUGAAGAUGCAGGACCAGAUGUGAUUGUGAUUGGGAAAAUUUCUUUCAACCCCAAGGAUGUGCUGGGCCAUGGAGCUGGAGGAACCUUUGUCUUCAGGGGACAGUUUGAUGGCCGGAACGUGGCUGUUAAGCGCCUUCUGCCCGAGUGUUUCCAUCUUGUGGACCGCGAGGUCCAGCUGCUCCGGGAGUCGGAUGAGCACCCCCAUGUCGUACGAUAUUUCUGCACCGAGAAGGACAAGCAAUUCCAUUAUAUCGCCAUUGAGCUCUGCUCUGCCACGUUGCAGGAGUACGUGGAGAGCCCUGGCUUCAAUCGUCGGAGCCUGGAUCCGGUGUCUCUCCUGCAUCAGACCACGUCAGGCCUGGCACACCUGCACUCGCUCAACAUUGUUCAUCGUGACCUGAAACCCUGCAAUAUCCUCAUCUCCGUCCCAAAUAGCCGUGGGCAGAUCCGAGCCGUUAUCUCUGACUUUGGCCUGUGCAAGAAGCUUCAUGGGGGACGACACAGCUUCAGCCUCCACUCUGGGAUUCCUGGCACUGAGGGAUGGAUUGCACCUGAGUUGCUGCAGGAGGCCCCGAAGGAAAACCCUACAUGUGCCGUGGACAUCUUCUCGGCCGGGUGUGUCUUCUACUACGUGGUGUCAGGAGGAAAGCAUCCGUUUGGGGACAGCUUACGGCGACAGGCCAACAUACUGUCAGGCACUUACCAGCUGGCCUGUCUGCAGGAGGAUGCUCAUGACAAGGUUGUUGCAAGAGAGCUGAUUGCAGCGAUGAUCAGCGGUGAGCCCCAGAAGCGGCCCUCAGCCCCGGCGGUCCUUAUGCACCCCUUCUUCUGGAGUCAGGAGAGGCAGCUGCAGUUCUUCCAGGACGUCAGCGACCGCAUCGAGAAGGAGCCCGCCGAGGGGCCCAUCGUCUCGGCCCUGGAGGCAGGGGCGCGGGCGGUCGUGCGGGUGAACUGGCGAAUGCACAUCUCCCUCCCGCUGCAGACAGACCUGAGGAGGUUCCGGACGUACAAGGGCAGCUCGGUGCGCGACCUCCUGAGGGCCAUGAGGAACAAGAAGCAUCACUACCACGAGCUGCCCGUGGACGUGCAGGAGGCCCUGGGGUCGGUCCCCGACGGCUUCGUUCGGUACUUCACCUCUCGCUUCCCCCAGCUGCUGCUCCACACGCACAGAGCCAUGCGGGUCUGCGCCCGCGAGCGGCUCUUCCGCUCCUACUACUGCCCGGAGUCGGGGGACGACGGGCGCUGAGCGGGACGCCGCGCCGGGGAGAGCGCUCGCACUCAGAGGCUGCUGCAGCCGCCCGGGGCCUGGGCAUCGCAGGGGUCCCCGCGGGAUGGGGUCAGCCCGUGCGUGGCUCCCGUUUAGCCUGUUAAAGCAGAGGCUUCUGGAGCACUUUCCCUUCCAGGCUCACGUUGGCAGGAAUUAGCUAGAGCUUCGGCUGCCUUGUCUGCUGCCCUGGCGGGGACGAGAGCCCCUCGCUCCCUGACCUGCCCGUGUCUGUAGACACUUGCACCAGCUCUUGGGGAAGGUCUCUGCCCCCGGGAGCUCUCUUUGGGGCCUGCGUGUGGCUCUCGGGGAGCCCGUGUACCCGUUUUGGGGAAAACAGGAACUCUGGACUGGGGCAGUGUCUUCUGAGACAAAACUGCCGCUGUCCGUGACACUCGCGGUACAUCAGCUCUUCCCGUGCUGUGCAGACUGCCGGUACCAGUGCAAUCGCUGGAGCACGGGGCAAACCCGGCACUUGCCAGCCCUUCAGCAGCCCAGUGCUGUAACUAGUCCUCUGGGCUCCCUGGCUUCUCUCUUCCCUGCGUACAGCAGCGAGCCGCUGAGCAGGCCGGGGUGACGCGGGCACGCAGGACUGGGAGUGAUUGCCCAGUGUGCCCCACAGUUACGGGAAGCACAGUCCAAAAGAAGUGAUCGUAGUUUGCAGUUGGACUGUUUCAUUUUGGCUCUCCUGAACCCAGGAGCAGCCAUCUGGGCCUCUGCCUUUGCAGGCUCUUGUUCAAAUUCAGUAGCCUUAAGGCCCUGCCUUGUGUCUGAGAAUUAAGAAAAAAAAAAAAAAAAAAAAAAAAAAAAAAAAAAAAAACCUCUGCCACAGACAUGGUGUUCUGAAAAGUCGGGGGAAAAAAAAAAAAAAUCUCAGACUGUUGCAGUUUUCUUGAGAAUAGCUGAAUGACUGUUGCAGCUUGAAUGCUGGGCUGAUGCCUGGAACCUGCUGACUGUUCCUCAGGAGAUGCAGCGAGCUUUGGUCCUGUGGUUCCCUCCCAUGCCACAUUCCUGUGGAAGGUGUGAUUUGAUUGUGUGUUUAAUAUGCAAAUGCUAAUGGAAGCACUAUUAUGAUAGUUUUGACACUGGAUAUGGCACUUCAUCCCAGCUGGGGGGGGGGGGGGGUGGUGCUGAGGCAAAUUGGGUCAGCUUUUAGCAUCCAGCCUUAGGGCUUUGGACCUGCUAUUUGCAUCUGCCUCUGCUUGCAUCAGGCCUGCUAAUGGCAAAGUGCAGCCAGCCCUGGAGGCAGGCGCUGGGCUUUCCAGUGCAAUCCCAAUAACAAAGCCUUUUUUUUUUUUUUUUUUUUUUUUCCUAAUCUCAAAUGGGCUGAGAAAAAGGAUUUCACCCUUUCACCCAUGCAGCUGGAGCCAGCACACUGGGCAGAGAGGGGGAAAUGCUUCUGUGCAAAGGCAGGACACGAGCCCAGGCAUUCGCUCAGGUCGAUGCCUUACCCUGAAGGCUGCACCAUGCACCUGAGAGCAGCACUGCCUUCCGACAGAGACAGUUGCCACAGAUGCAAGAGUGAGGAGGCAGCCUCAGGCCCCCUGCACCACGCUACCUCUCAGCUGCUGUAGCUGACCCUGCCUGACCGCCCCUUUGCAAUACUUCUCUCUGCAGUAGCAAUCAUUUUGUAGAGUCUUGAUUCCACUUUGUGCUGGGGUAUGGGGUUCUGUUACACUGGCAACAGCCAGUUUGUAUGUGGUUUGUUCUGUAUGGUCUACAACAUUUUAUAUAAAAUGGUUAAAAAAAUAGAAAUAAAUAAAACUAAGUGAUCUUG